CCAAUAAGAGCCGACUCUCGGCUCCCAAAGCGGCUCGUUGCCUUUAUUAUUAUUAUUAAUAUUUUUAACCCAGACAAAGGUUGCGAUAAUUUGACCAGCGAGAGAGGUUCUCUUGCGAAUAAAUAACGACGAAAGGGACAUUUCAGUGCUAUAUCUAAAUCUAAACAAACGAACCCACGAAUGUUUUAUCUCAUUUAAUUCACUUCCUGGAGUUACUGAAGGAAUGAUAAAUGAAUGAAUUCACGCUAACGAACAGCUCGAGAUAUUUCCUGGUAGGCAGUUUGAUGAAAUUACGCUGUAACGACAAUGUUUACAUCUACCUAAAAAAUUUACCCUCAACAGUCACAUCUAGGAGACGACUCAAGGAGCCGGAUCAUUCGAGGCGACACAUGACUAGCUGCUAGCUAGCAAGCCGCGCGUGCUGUUUAACGGCAUGGCCGGGUUGAGUGUGGCUCCUGUGGUAGUUUGUAAGCAGUACAUAGUAACUAGUUUGCUCUAGUAAGUGGGUCGUUAUCUAGCUCCUAACAUGUCGGUUGUGACAGUGCAGUUAGGUCAGUGCGGUAAUCAGAUUGGACCAGAGGUGUUUAGCACUGUGUAUGAGGACUCCACUGGAGCAAAUGCAAAACCAUACAAACAGUGCAGUGAUGAGAGACUCUUCAGGGAGAAUUCAGACGGAGCGCUGGUUGCACGAGCAGUUCUUAUUGACAUGGAACCCAAAGUAAUUACUCAAGCCAUAGCAAAGGCAUCAAGCUCAGGAAAAUGGAGAUAUGGGGAAAAAUCCCACUUCUGCCAGAAGCAAGGCUCUGGAAACAAUUGGGCAAACGGUUACUGUGUUCAUGGCCCUCAGCACAAGGAGGCAGUGGAAGAUCUGGUGAGGCGGGAGGUAGAACGCUGCGAUCGCCUUGCAGGAAUAUUUGCCAUGAUGAGUGUGGCAGGGGGUACAGGUUCUGGAGUGGGCACCUAUGUCACCCAGUGUCUGCGAGACACUUAUCCGCAUUCAUUUAUUCUCAAUCACCUGACAUGGCCCUAUGGAACAGGAGAGGUUAUCGUGCAAAACUAUAAUUCGGUUCUCACGCUGUCUCGUCUCUACACGCUGUCUGACGCACUCGUGGUGCAUGAGAACGACACGGUUCACAAAAUCUGCAGCCAGCUGAUGAACAUCAAGCACAUCUCUAUCUCUGACCUUAACAAGGUGAUCGCUCAUCAACUGGGCAGCGUGCUGCAGCCUGCAUACACCGCAGACUCGCCUGUUCACUACAGCAGAAACCCCAUAGGUGAAUUGCUGAGCUCCCUGGUGUGUCAUCCUGAAUACAAACUGCUCACUGUGCUGAACAUUCCUCACAUGUCUCAGACAUCUCUGGCUUACAGUGCCUACACCUGGCCUGGCCUGCUCAAGCAUUUAAGACAAAUGCUUAUUGCCAAUGCCAGAAUGGAGGAAGGUAUCGAUUGGAAAGUGUGUGUGCCGUCGAGAAGAUCAGAGAGCGCAACAAACACCCAAAUGGGUUUUAACCGAUCCCUCUCGAAUCUCCUAAUACUGCGGGGUAAAAAUGGUUCCUCUGCUGAUGUAGAGGCUUUUAAGGAGCCUGGACUCUACGUGCCAUGGAUUCCAGCAGAUGGCACUUUCCAUACGUGGCACUGCCCUGUGCCCUUCAGUGGCUAUGAGAAGUUGGCCACUUUAAUCAGCAAUAGCCAGUCACUUUUGAAUCCUCUGGAUCAUAUUGUUAAGAAGGCCUGGGACAUGUUUGCCUCAAGGGCCUAUAUUCAUCAAUACACCAAAUUUGGAGUUUCAGAAGAAGACUUUCUCGAAAGCUUUACCACGUUGGAACAGAUUGUCUCCAGCUACACACACCUCUGAACCGACCUCAUUCAUUUAAAAUGACUUUUUGAAUUCUUUUAAACUUAUCUAAAGAGAAAGUGUCUGUGUGAAUGUUUGUCCUUGCCGUAUUUUCUACAAGCUGUGUAUAGAAUUAAAUUAGCAUACAUUUUCAA
Molecule: messenger RNA, 1989 nt
Organism: Ictalurus punctatus (channel catfish)
Lineage: Eukaryota; Metazoa; Chordata; Actinopteri; Siluriformes; Ictaluridae
Gene: tubd1
Product: tubulin, delta 1
Exons: 8
Coding region: 527-1855 (442 amino acids)
Biological process (GO): mitotic cell cycle; microtubule cytoskeleton organization
Cellular component (GO): microtubule; cytoplasm
Molecular function (GO): GTP binding; structural constituent of cytoskeleton
Source: RefSeq, a predicted model, not a curated record